AUGGCACCAACAAGACGAGCUCGAAUCAGAGAUGUUCUUCCACAGCUAACCUUGGGGAAAUGGGCGACUGGACCCCUCAACUCCAUUACAGACGUUCCAGGUGUUCUUGUUCACACCGAGUCCAUUCACACGGAUGACAAAAAUGUCAACACUGGUGUCACUACAAUCCUGCCAAGGAAGGAUUGGCACGAGCAUGCAAGUUUUGCUGGUGUGUUCCGUUUCAAUGGCUGUGGAGAGAUGACCGGCACCCACUGGAUCAACGAGACUGGUCUUCUCACGUCCCCCAUCAUCCUGACAAAUUCUACGGCCAUUGGUGAUGGAUAUCGUGGCAUCAUGGAGUACGCCUUCCGUAACUUCACUAAUGAAGAGGGCGAGAUGGAUCUAUUCAUCUUUCCCGUGGUUGCAGAAACCUUUGACGGCUACCUCAGUGACCAGAGCAAGUUUGCCGUGACGCCUGAGCACAUAAUCCGAGGCAUUGAAAAGGCCAGUUCCGAGCGAGUACCAGAGGGAAACACUGGCGGUGGAACGGCCAUGCUAUGCCAUCGCUACAAAGGCGGCACCGGAUCCAGCAGCAGAACCAUCAACGGAUACGACAUAAAUGGCAACUCAGCCACGUAUACUGUUGGGGUGUUGGUGCAAGCCAACUAUGGCUCACCAGAAAAUCUCAACAUCGGCGGCGUACCACUUGGCCGGAUCCUCAAGGAACAAGGAAACACUACCAAGGCUGAGGCGCCAAAGGGUGGAUCAAAGGAGCCUCGCAAGGACGGCAGCAUCAUCAUUAUCGUAGCGACAGAUGCACCUCUACUUCCAAUCCAGCUCCAGCGUCUCGCAACGCGUGCCACAGUUGGUCUUGGUAAGGUUGGCGGUUACGGCAACAAUUCAUCUGGCGACAUUUUCCUCGCUUUUUCGACAGCAAACAAGAUUGCCUUUCAGGAAUUCUCGAUGCAAGGACAGGGCGGGCCACCGGUAGACCAGUAUAAGCCGUUGCCGAGAGCUGUUCAAAUGAGUGACAAUGACUCGAUUAACUGCUUGUUUGAGGCAGCGGCAGAUGCUACAGAGGAGGCGAUUUACAAUAGCAUCUGCAUGGCCGAGACAAUGACUGGUUUCAAAGGCAGGACGGUUGAGGCAAUGGAUUUGGAGAAGUUGAAGGAAAUUGUAGGUCCACGAUUGGUUUGA
Molecule: messenger RNA, 1176 nt
Organism: Pochonia chlamydosporia 170
Lineage: Eukaryota; Fungi; Ascomycota; Sordariomycetes; Hypocreales; Clavicipitaceae
Product: peptidase family T4 protein
Exons: 1
Coding region: 1-1176 (391 amino acids)
Molecular function (GO): aminopeptidase activity
Source: RefSeq, a predicted model, not a curated record